This is a messenger RNA of Exophiala dermatitidis NIH/UT8656, 1446 nucleotides long. RefSeq lists its product as uncharacterized. Lineage: Eukaryota; Fungi; Ascomycota; Eurotiomycetes; Chaetothyriales; Herpotrichiellaceae. The record is from RefSeq and is a predicted model, not a curated record. Gene Ontology annotation, biological process: protein import into peroxisome matrix; protein monoubiquitination. Gene Ontology annotation, cellular component: peroxisomal membrane; peroxisomal importomer complex. The transcript has a single exon. Bases 1 to 1446 code for a protein of 481 amino acids. Gene Ontology annotation, molecular function: zinc ion binding; protein binding; ubiquitin-protein transferase activity.
AUGGAAUACAUCGCAGCGCUUCAGUCGCCGGUAGACGACCUCAAGCCGUCUCUGUUCGAACUGCUCUCCGAACAACAGCUCGCGGCCCUCCUGCCCCCGACACUUCGCUAUCUCCUUGCUCUGGCCACACAUCGACACCCUCGGUAUCUCCUCCGAAUCCUCAACAAUUUCGACGAAGUGUACGCCCUGUUAAGUCUCGUGGUGGAGCGGUAUUACCUCAAAACCUUUGGAGGCAGUUUCACGGAGAAUUUUUAUGGCCUGAAGAGAGAAAAGGUGCUGAGCAUCAGAGAUGGGGAAAUCAAGAGGACACAACUGGCCGUGCCGGCAGAAGUACGCGAACGACUCAAGUUGGGCGGUCGAGACAUCUGGAAGAACCUCGCCGUGCUGGUCGGUAUACCAUAUUUGAAGAGAAAACUGGACGAGAGUUAUGAUAUACAUAUUGCGCCCAGUGCGAGCUUGCUCAUGGGCGGUGGAGGUGGUCUAGGGGGACGCCGAUAUCUCGAUCGCGACGCAUUACCACCCAACCCGACCUUCAAGCAGAGGCUGUUAUACUAUUACAAAUGGUUUUUGCGGAACGUCUAUCCUAGUCUGAACGCGGCCUACUAUUUCAGCAUUCUUGCUUUCAGUCUGGGGUACUUGUUUGACGGGACCAAGUAUCCGAAUCCUUUUCUGUGGUUGAUUGGCACCCGAAUCAGAAGGAUGGGGUCGGCCGACUAUGGAGCGAUUGAUGCGGCUAAAGAGGCUGCUGAGAAAGCAGCAAAGGCCGCGGGAAGACCAGGACAAGGCUUGAGUGGCUUGCUCAAUCCGCGGACGUUGUACACUCAACUUCUGUCGAGUCUCAGGCUCCUUUUGCCCACGAGUAUCUUUGCAUUGAAGUUUUUGGAGUGGUGGCAUGCGAGUGACUUCUCGCGUCAAUUGAGCAGAAAGGCUUCUGAAGGACUGGAACUCCCGCCUCCCAUUGUUUCAGGCAUGGAUUUGGCCCGGAUGCCAGUUUCAGAACAACAGCAACAACAGGGCGUUCCCGCUUCAACCCCAUCUGCCAACAGCGCAGUGAAGCGAAACCCGCCCGUAUCCAGCAUCACCUUCCUUCCUAUCUUCACUGUCCCGCCGCCUCCGUCGAGCGACCUUUGCCCUAUCUGUCUUCAUCCUGUCUCCACUGCCGCGGCCUGUCAGACAGGAUAUGUGUUCGACUACAAGUGUAUCUUUCAAUGGAUAGAGGGCACGCACGAACGGCAAGAGGCUUUCAUGAGAGGCGAGAAGAUGAGUGAGUGGGAGGACGACGCUGAUGAGGAGAAAGGGAACCAGGACCUGGAAAACUCGGACGACUCGAAUCGUAAGGAACCAAAGAGUCGUGAGGGCUCCUGGGAAAGCGGGAAGGGCCGUUGUGCGGUCACGGGUCGACGUGUCCUUGGUGGCACGAGCGGGUUGCGCAGGAUCAUGGUGUGA